Molecule: messenger RNA, 384 nt
Organism: Funneliformis caledonium
Lineage: Eukaryota; Fungi; Glomeromycota; Glomeromycetes; Glomerales; Glomeraceae
Source: the annotation of a GenBank genome assembly
CUUUGGUUCAACGGAGAAUGGCAUAUCGUUACAACCAAUUUGGAACUUAUAAAGGAUUUAAUGGCGAAAACAGAUUUGUAUCCUAAAUCAUCGCUCGAAGAAUCAAGUCCUGGAUCUUUAGCGACUCAAUACUAUGGUACAAACUUAGUUUGGAAACGCCAUCGCCGUAUUACAAACCCUGCUUUUAAAAGUCUACCCAUGCACGUGUUUGAUGACUCUGCUGUGAAAUUGCUGAAAGUCAUCGAAAAAGUUGAUAAUGAGCCCAUAGAAGUCAAUGGUCUUAUGCAUAGGCUGACUUUAGACGUUCUUGGACGAGCUGCUUUUGGAUUUGAUUUUAAUAAUCUUGAAGAUCCAACAAACAUUUAUGUUACUACUUAUCAUGAA